Messenger RNA from Pseudonaja textilis, 2287 nucleotides. RefSeq names its product FERM domain containing 1 (gene FRMD1). The record is from RefSeq and is a predicted model, not a curated record. NCBI's taxonomy places the organism in Eukaryota, Metazoa, Chordata, Lepidosauria, Squamata, Elapidae. Gene Ontology annotation, cellular component: cytoplasmic side of apical plasma membrane; cytoskeleton. Gene Ontology annotation, biological process: positive regulation of hippo signaling.
UUCGCCAGGCCGAGGGCUUGACCGCCCCGGCUCACCCUUAAUCCCAAAGGGCCAGCUAGAAGGGCGCCUGCCGAGGCUGAAUUUCCGCCCUCCGCCAGUCCCACCGGCUCCCCUUCUUUGUCGAGGGGUGGAAGGUACCUCGCCAUUAAAGAGGAUCCAGGUUGACUCCUUUUGAGUUCCUUAAGGUGGGUGGGGGGGAGAGGAGAAGCGCCGAGAUUAGUAGUAGCCGCGCCCGAGAAACAGGAGCGGCCGCGCUUGUCAAGAGUCAAAUUAAUUACACGCUCCCCUCCCCCCCUUCGUCGGCUACUCGCCGCUCCGCACGCAGGACUUGGCCAUUGAAGAGAAAAAAAAUCCCAACAAAGUUGGCUCGAUUCCUGAUUGCAGCGUUGUUACUUGACGGAGCGGUAUGAGAAGUUUACAACCAGUUCUGCAAUGAGCAAACAGCUAUUACCAAAGAAGAUGCCUUUGGAUUUUAGGAAUGUCUGUGUCCUUCUGCCAGAUCGAGACCAGCUCAGUUUGACUGUUGGGGUAAAAGCCACAGGACAGGAACUCUUUGAUCAAGUUUGUGAUGUACUGAAAAUUAAAGACCCUCACUUCUUUGGCAUCAGCGUUGUAAAAAAUAAUGAAUAUGUAUUUAUUGAUCUGGAGCAGAAGCUUUGUAAAUAUUUUGUAAAGGAGUGGAAGAAAGAAGGAAGCAGAGGAACAGAAAAGUUCAUCCCUCCUUUGGUUGCAUUCUUCAGAGUACAGUAUUAUGUAGAAAAUGGACGAGUUAUAAGUGACAGAAUGGCCCGGCAUUAUUACUACUGCCAUCUGAGGGAACAAGUGUUGAAGUCACGAUGCACCAACAAAGAAGAAAUCUACUUCCUACUGGCUGCUUAUGGUCUGCAGGUUGACCUUGGUGACUACAAAGAUAAUGUCCAUGGAGAGAACUAUUUUGAACCACAGACAUAUUUCCCUCAGUGGAUCAUUGCCAAACGGGGGAGUGACUACAUCCUGAAGCAUGCACCAGAGAUGCACCGAGAACAGAAAGGGCUGACAACCAGAGAAGCAAUUCUGAAGUAUGUGAAGGAGUCAUGUCUGCUGGAAGAUGUCCCUGUCCACUUCUACAGAUUGCAUAAGGAUAAAAAGGAGGAUCGUCCUACAGUCAUCCUUGGUUUGACGCUUAAAGGGAUACACAUCUAUCAGGAAAUAAACCAUGUUCGUCAAUUACUUUAUGAUUUUCCCUGGUCAUAUAUUGGAAAAGUUGCAUUUUUGGGGAAAAAAUUUGUGAUCCAGCCAGAUGGCUUGCCUUCUGCCCGUAAGUUGGUUUACUACACAGGCUGCCCCUUCCGAUCUCGGCAUUUGCUACAGCUGCUCAGCAACAGUCAUCGGUUGUUUCUUAAUAUCCAGCCUGUACUCAAACAGAUCCAGCUAAUGGAAGAUGCAGAAGAGAAAAAGAGGUAUCGAGAAUCCUACAUCAGUGAUACUUUGGAGAUAGAUUUUGAUCCAUCAGAUAAGCAAUCUCACAACAGUGGGAGCAGCAGAGGAAGUGAGGGUAACAACCGCCUAUCUCGACAGUCUACUGACAGCCAUGGCAGUUCACACACCUCUGGCAUUGAGGCUGACUCAAGACAACACAUAUCUAUGGAGAUGUCUGUGGAUGAACCCUUUGGGAUGGAUCCAAUCCAUCAGAAGGAGCAGUCUUGCAGUUCCAACAUCAGUUACAGUAGCUCUGGAAUUGAUAGCAGCAGCAAAGAUAAAGCCGAAAAUGACUUGCACGAUGAUGAGGUGGAAUUGGCUGUAGAUGAGCCAGACACUUUACCUGCGGAUGAAUCUCAUUUUGAAGAAAUGUUCUAUGAGGAAUCUGUUGAUUCUCAAGCAAAAGAUGAUAUUUGGUGCCAAGAUAUUGACAAGCACCCUCUAUCUGCAGUACAUGUCACCGUAAUAAAGGUCAAAGGCCAGAGUGCGGACUCACUUAAUCAGAUUAACCUACCCAAAGCAGCAAAGUCUCCAGAGCAGCACAGCCAAAGUCUAGAUGACGUCCGUCUGCGUAAAUGUCUACAUCCACCACUGAGUACCACGUUGUCUUCGGAUACCUCUCACAGUUAUACAUUUGGUUGUGCCUUAGAGGACAAGCUAGCCAGCUAUGGAUAUGUGUAUUCAACAGCCGAUUGUAAAACUAAGUCAGCCCUCUAUGGAAAGAGGUCCAUGAACUGCUUGUCUUUAGAUCUCUUGGGAGAAGAUCCGUUCCCAGAAGAAUUUGUGGUGUAGCCACAUGGCGGAAGUCUCUCGGACCAUCUUUUCAGAG